AUGAUAUCAUAUUAUCAACUGCAUAAAAGGACUAGAUGCUUUGGGGCUAGUUCAGUUUCAAAUCCAGAACCCAGCCUCAAGAUGGUAGAGGGUGGGGCUCCAGAAGAAAACCCAACAUCGAAGGCAGCGACUACAACAGCCAAGGUUGAAGCUUCUACGGGAGCUUCAGUGACCAGCUCUGCUGGGCAAAGUUCCAAGUCUACAGUCCAAGCUACCACAUCUAAAAAAGAACAGCCAUCAACAACCUCGCCUUCUCAGAUCCAAUCUACCACGAAAAUUGCAGAUGAUCAGCAGCGGACUACCACUAAAAUUGCAGCUGUAGCAACGACCGUAACUAGUAUUGCUGCACCUGCUAUUACAACUCCUAAAGGGCACCUACCGGCUUCUACAGUUGCUCCACCUCCUCCACCUCCUCCACCUCCUCCACCUCCUCCACCUGCUCUAGCCACUUCAGCUCCUCCAGCUUCGGUCACCACAACUCUUUCUUCGCUUGCACCUGCUUUAGAUGCGAAAGCAAGCCAAACGGAGGCACCAUCCACGGAUCCGACCAAAUAUAUAAUCAUCAUCGUCGCUGUGGUGCUCGUCGUUCUUGUCCUCGUCAUUGCUGCGCUAGUAAUCGUAAUGCAACGUCGACAGGCAGCAGCAAAGAAAAAGCUAGCCGAAGAACUCGCGAAGGAGAAGAAACGAAGCAAACGAAGCAAACGAAGCAAGAAGAGCCGAAAGAGCAAGAGCAAAAGUAGCAGACGAAGCAAGAGUAAGAGUAAGAGUAAGAAAAAGAAGAAAUCUGAGUCAUCAAAACGAAAGGAAGCGGCAGGCUCAGAAAUGAGCACCAAAUCCCAAACAGCAGGAGAAGAGGGCAAAAGUGGAGAACCUAGAAGUGGAGCAGGAAAGGAUAAUCCGUUAGAAAUGAAUAUGGAGGGAUCUUAUUGGAGAUAUGUGUCACCACCAGCAAACCAACAACACAGAAUUUAUUCCCCUGGAAUCCAACUAGUGUGAAGAAAGUGUUAAUGUUCAGUUCGUACAAAAAUGUAGUCGAGCUUGUACAUACAACAAUUACU
Cylicocyclus nassatus is the source of this 1058-nucleotide messenger RNA. NCBI's taxonomy places the organism in Eukaryota, Metazoa, Nematoda, Chromadorea, Rhabditida, Strongylidae. The record is from the annotation of a GenBank genome assembly.